Molecule: messenger RNA, 600 nt
Organism: Trichomonas vaginalis G3
Lineage: Eukaryota; Parabasalia; Trichomonadida; Trichomonadidae
Product: spectrin binding
Exons: 1
Coding region: 1-600 (199 amino acids)
Cellular component (GO): cytoplasm; nucleus
Molecular function (GO): protein binding
Source: RefSeq, a predicted model, not a curated record
AUGAAUGCAUUAAUUGAUCAGGCUUGGGAAGCUGCAAGAUUAAAUAAUGUCGAGAAAUUAAGAAGCAUUGUACCAGGAAGUUUGUCGCCAGAUGCUAAAAAGAUAUCAGAAAAAAAUCAUUGCCAUUCACUUUUAAUGUGCGCUGCUGCAUAUGGAAGCGUCGAUUGCGCAAAAUAUUUAUUAGAAUCACAUGCAGAUCCUAAUUUAAAGAAUUUUACAGGCUUUACAGCUUUACAUUGGGCUGCUUUUACAAAUCGUGUUGAUGCUGUCGACAUUUUAUUACAAUUUGGAGCAGAUAUUGAGGAACGGACAGAUGAUGGUAAAACACCAUUCCAUAUUGCAGCAUUUCGUGGACAUCGUGACUUUAUGGAAUAUUUAAUGAGAAAAGGAGCAGAUAUUAAUGCCGUUGAUUCUAACGGCUGGAACGCGAUUCACUAUACAAUCAUUUCUAAAAAUCGAGCAGCUGCAGAGUGGCUUGUUGCAAAUAAAGUUUCAUAUAACUUUGUUGAUUCCAAGAAGCAAUCCUUACUACAGUUUUCACAAUUAAAUGGAAACUGGUUUGGAGAAUUUGUAGCAUCCAAUGCAAAUUCAUCAUUUUAA